GGGUCUGGUCGCGGCCCCCGCUGGUCCUCGGCUUCAGCCGCUCACCGCUGGAGAGCCGGCCACCGCGCGGGGCCCAAGAGUGUGGGUCGGUAGCGCGCCAGUCCGCGGUGCCCGAAGCCCGAGCGCAGCCUCGAGGUCCCACCUGAGGUGUCCUUGACCUUCCCUGUCUCCCACCUCGGAUCCCGGCAAUGCUAACCGCUGUCUGCGGCUCUCUGGGCAGCCAGCACACGGAAGCUCCUGCUGCCUCCCCACCGCGCCUCGACCUGCAGCCUCUCCAAACAUACCAGGGCCACACGAGCCCGGAGGCCGGGGACUACCCCUCCCCGCUGCAGCCUGGAGAGCUGCAGAGCCUCCCGCUGGGCCCCGAGGUGGACUUCUCACAGGGCUAUGAGCUGUCGGGGGCCUCCUCUCGGGUAACCUGCGAGGACCUGGAAAACGACAGUCCCUUGGCUCCGGGACCAUUUUCCAAGCUCCUGCAGCCGGACAUGUCACACCACUACGAAUCUUGGUUCCGGCCGACACACUCAGGCACCGAGGAUGGCUCGUGGUGGGACCUUCAUCCGGGUACCAGCUGGAUGGACCUCCCCCACACUCAGGGCGCGCUCACAUCACCUGGCCACCCCGGGGCGCUUCAGGCUGGCUUGGGGGGCUACGUCGGAGACCACCAGCUUUGUGCCCCGCCGCCCCACCCGCACCCUCACCACCUCCUCCCAGCCGCCGGAGGGCAGCACCUGCUGGCGCCUCCCGACGGGGCGAAGGCUUUGGAAGCGGCCGCUACGGAAUCCCAGGGGCUAGAUUCCAGUCUGGAUGGGGCGGCCCGGCCCAAAGGCUCCCGGAGGUCAGUGCCCCGCAGCUCAGGCCAGACCGUGUGCCGCUGCCCCAAUUGCUUGGAGGCGGAGCGACUGGGGGCUCCGUGCGGGCCAGAUGGGGGCAAGAAGAAGCAUUUGCACAAUUGCCAUAUCCCGGGCUGCGGGAAAGCCUACGCCAAGACGUCGCACCUGAAGGCUCACCUGCGCUGGCACAGCGGCGACCGUCCCUUCGUGUGCAACUGGCUCUUCUGCGGCAAGCGCUUCACGCGCUCCGACGAGCUGCAGCGCCACCUCCAGACCCACACCGGCACCAAGAAGUUCCCCUGCGCCGUCUGCAGCCGGGUCUUCAUGCGCAGCGACCACCUGGCCAAACACAUGAAAACCCACGAAGGCGCCAAAGAGGAGGCUGCCGGGGCAGCAGCGGUGGGCGAGGGCAAGGCCGGCGGAGCGGAGCCCCCCGGGGGCAAAAGCAAGCGCGAGACAGAGGGCAGCGGGGCUCCCUCCAACUGAGCUCCUCAGUCCCGCCUCCCCGCUGGUCUUCCUGGGGCCAUCAGAAGACAGCCCUCUGGCCUGAUGCCCUUGGGGGGCGGUUUGAGUAAGAGGAAGGUGGUUAUUUAUU
Molecule: messenger RNA, 1428 nt
Organism: Camelus dromedarius (Arabian camel)
Lineage: Eukaryota; Metazoa; Chordata; Mammalia; Artiodactyla; Camelidae
Gene: SP6
Product: Sp6 transcription factor
Exons: 2
Coding region: 189-1319 (376 amino acids)
Biological process (GO): regulation of transcription by RNA polymerase II
Molecular function (GO): RNA polymerase II cis-regulatory region sequence-specific DNA binding; DNA-binding transcription factor activity, RNA polymerase II-specific
Source: RefSeq, a predicted model, not a curated record